ACCCUGCGUCUGUGACUCCUUGUUCUAGGAGACGCGAGGCCGCCCUGACAACAGAGCUCCCUACCCAUCCCCUCUCUGCCUUCAGCACGAGUCGGCAACCGUUAAAAAAGCACAAGCCUUUUGUUUUACUUAUAGCUGACCUUGCAGCCUCCCCCGGGGUUAAUUUCAUCCUGCUCUGUAUCCUUCACCAUGGCGGCGAGUGCGAAACGAAAACAGGAGGAGAAACACCUGAAGAUGCUGAGAGAAAUGACGAGUUUGCCUCCCAAUAGAAAGUGCUUUGACUGCGACCAACGCGGCCCAACCUAUGCCAACAUGACCGUGGGCUCCUUCGUGUGCACCUCCUGCUCUGGCAUCCUACGAGGACUGAAUCCACCUCACAGAGUCAAGUCCAUCUCCAUGACAACCUUCACGCAACAGGAAAUCGAGUUCCUUCAGAAACAUGGCAAUGAGGUAUGUAAACAGAUCUGGCUUGGUCUUUAUGAUGACAGAACCUCUUCAGUACCAGACUUUAGAGAACCACAGAAGGUCAAGGAGUUCCUUCAAGAAAAAUAUGAGAAGAAGAGGUGGUACGUGCCUCCCGAGCAAGCCAAGGUAGUGGCAUCAGUCCAUGCCUCCAUCUCUGGCUCCUCAAACAGCAGCACCAGCAGCACCCCAGAGGUUAGACCACUUAAAUCCCUCCUGGGGGAAUCGGCCCCCUCUCUACACCUCAACAAGAACACCCCACCAAAUCAGUCUCCUGUGGUGAGCCGUGGACAGACCCAUCAGCAGCAAUUCCAUGACAAGAAGUUUGACCUCCUCAGUGACUUGGGUGGAGACAUCUUCGCUGCUCCGCCCAACAUGAAUGCAGGGGCCAGCUCCAGUUUUGCUAACUUUGCACAUUUCAACAGCCACACAACGGCACAGAAUGCCAACGCGGAUGCAGACUUUGCUAAUUUUGAUGCAUUCGGGAGCACUUCUGGGUCGACAGGUGGUUUCCCCUCUGCACCCCAAGCCCCAUUUCAACCCUCAAAUACAGCGUUCACUGUGCUCUCAUCCAGCCGCAGUGUGGGUGAGUUUGCCACUGCUCUGCCUCUCCAGAGUGCACACAGUAGCGCCUCAGGGGGACUAGCAAAUGCCAAUUUUGCAAAUUUUGACAACUUCCCCAAAUCGUGUAGUGCUGACUUUGGAUCCACAGGAGCUGGCAGAGACGCUGUACAGAGUACUAGCGUUCCUGCUGAUAAAUACGCAGCCCUGGCUGACCUGGAUAACGUGUUUAGCUCUGCCAAAACAGAGCAAGGAGGUGGUAUUCCUGGUGGAGUGAGCUCAACCACAGCAGCAGCUGCAGGAGUGGGUGGUUUGCCUCAGAAGCAGCCACCAGUGCUGGCAGGGGGGGACCGCUAUGCUGCUCUAGCUGAGCUUGAUACCGUCUUCAGCUCCUCGGCCCCUGCCACCAGUGUUUACAACACCACCAGCACUUCACAGGGGGGUUUGUUUGGCCCAGAGACUGGGGUGUCAACAGCACAAGCACAGCAGGCCAUGCCUGGCAUGGCUCAGGGUUAUGGAGCAGCUCAGUCAACUAAUCCAUUUGUUGCUGCUGGUGUUGCCCCAGCAGCAGCUCCCACCAACCCAUUCCAAUGCAACGGCAGAGCAGCAAGUGUGGCGGCUGCUGCAGGCUUGAUGAGGGUUCUUCAUGGGCAGGGUUAUCCUCCUGUCCUUGCAUCAUUUGGCACAGGCUCCAUGAGUAUGCCAUCUGGAUUUGGGAAUUCUGCAGCCUACAACCUCCCCACCAGCUUUAGUGGAACAUUCCAACCACCCUUUCCUGGCCAGGCUCCCUUUCCUCAACCUCCUGCGUAUCCCCAGCAACCCAACGGUGGAGGGUUUCCAGCCUUUGGCCCAGCCAAGCCUGUUGUGACUCCUUUUGGACAGACAAUGGCAGGACCUAUGGUCUCUAGCAACCCUUUUCUGGGUGCGGGUCCAUCUGCACAGUAUCCGGCAGGAGGCUCUUCAACAAAUCCCUUCUUAUAGCGAUGCAUCUUGUCUGCUGCACUACAGGGUCAACAACUGGCGCGCUUGCACCUAUUGCACUGUUUUGUUUCACAAGUAGCUUUAAAAACACAAUGUUUGUAAGAAUUUGUAUUUUCUAUCGCAGUUUGUCACAAAUGGAACAAUAUGCGAGACGGUCAUGCUGCCACUGUCUAUGACUACAAAACAAAGUGAUGGUGUGUGCAGAGGGAGAGGUUGAUCCCCUCUUCUCUAUUUAACCUGUGAACUGGCCUGGCCUCUACUGAGCCACAAUGUAUAAUCAAACUGGCUGAAAACUAAGUUAUUGCGUACAGUAUAUCCCAUUCAUUAUGCUGCAAAUUGUACAUAUUGUUUUUCUUUUAGAAAAUUAGCUCUUUGUGCAUAUCAGUAUUUGUAUUUAACACACAAGAUUUGUUAAGACAGAACUGCUGCUUGGUAAAGCUAAUGGGUACUGCCAGUUACUGUAUUUGUAAAGAACCAAACUGUUUAUUUGUGCAGGAUCCUUUUAGGUAAACUGUUUUCACUGAAGAAAAAAAAUGCAUAUUCUGUUGUUGAGAGAUGGAAAAAAUGGAGUGAAUGCUGCACCAGGGAUGGGUAGGGGACUCAUUUCUCUGCCAUCCCCUGCCCUGCUGACAGGCCCAGGAUUCAACACUUUUGAACAACAGUCAACCACAUGUACAUGGGUAACAAUGGCUGAUGAACUGAAAACCACUUACAUUGGGUAUUAGAGAAUUUUAAGUUAAUGUGUAAAUAUAUACAGUAUAUAUAUUAAAAUGAAUUUUAAGUAAGAAGAAA
Molecule: messenger RNA, 2796 nt
Organism: Amphiprion ocellaris (clown anemonefish)
Lineage: Eukaryota; Metazoa; Chordata; Actinopteri; Pomacentridae
Gene: agfg1a
Product: ArfGAP with FG repeats 1a
Exons: 15
Coding region: 190-2004 (604 amino acids)
Molecular function (GO): GTPase activator activity
Source: RefSeq, a predicted model, not a curated record